Molecule: messenger RNA, 1194 nt
Organism: Mucor velutinosus
Lineage: Eukaryota; Fungi; Mucoromycota; Mucoromycetes; Mucorales; Mucoraceae
Gene: ain1
Product: alpha-actinin
Exons: 1
Coding region: 1-1194 (397 amino acids)
Source: RefSeq, a predicted model, not a curated record
AUGAAUAUUGCAACACCCGUUGCUCCUGCACCUACAGCCACUUCUACCAGCUCCACUGCCAAUAUGGUCGUUGAGCCUUCCACUAAUGCGAUCAACCCACCUGCCUUCCUUGAAGGCAUGCACCCACCUAAACCAGACGAAAUCCAUCAGUCUCCCCUGAUGCCUACUUGGAUUCAGGAGAUCUAUUCACGUCUUGCCUCUGUCAGCACUCACUUGCAGACUCACGACCCACAACUGGAACAGAACCAAACUUUGAUCAAACAGACUCAAGAAUUGAUCAAAAAGAACCAGGGACUCCCAUUCGCUUUGGAUAAAGCUCACCACCACGAGAUAGCGCAACUCAAGUCGGCUGCUGCCAAUCAUACCUCGACACCUCCAUCUGCUACUACACCUGUUCUCGAAAGGAGCUCCGAGGGCACCUCAGCCUCUCAAUGGGCAGAUAUGGCUACCAAACCACCCGCGGAUGAAUCAUCUCCCGACGGUACUAAACGCAAGGAAUCCAAGCCCAAGGCUUCCACAUCCACCAAGCCAGCUCCCAAGGCCAAAGCCAAACGGCCAUUGACUUUAGAGCAGGUUAGCCGGUUCUACUCUCUUCCCUCGACGACCCACGGUUACCAAUCCCUGUACUUUACCUCUCGUGGACGUGAAGCCAUCUCGAAAGUCUGUGCGGGCUUCCAGGUGCUUGGUUUAUCUCAAAGCCGCAUUCUUGAUAUCCAUUACCCAACUAAUCACAUCAUUAGUUUCUUAGUUCACAACGACUAUGCCUCCACUGUCGUGCAAGCAAUGGCUCAACUCCCUGACUCUCAACGGAUUACCGACUUCGACCCUUGUGCACCCACCAUCCUCGGGGAUCCCAAGUACGCCAACCAUGCUGAUCCGCUCUUUUUGCAGUCUGAGGCUGCACGCAUUCACCAAGAACGUUUGCUUCGCAUGAUUAAACGUCUCAACACUCCCAACAUCAAAUUGGCCGUCGCUCGCGACUUCUGCUUCAAACGUAAAUGGAUAUCCGAGACUACGUAUCAAACACUUUAUCGUGAGAUCUACCGUGCCAAGGCAUCCAAGACUGCCUCAUCUUCUUCAACGGAUGAUGUUAACAUGGAUGAUAUUUCUGCUUCUCAAGAUUCUACAUUCCAACCUGUUGCCUCCUCUUCCUCUAUUGGCCCAGCUGAUGGCGUCUCAGCCCUCUUGGUCUAA